AUGGCGGACGGCGAAGAUGCGGAACAAGAAAUCCGUCGAGCCUUAGAUGUCGUUCAAUCCAUGAUUGACAUCUCCGCCGAACGACUCGAAGGCUUGAGGACCCAAUGUUCCAUCAGCGCAGAACUGACUCAACAGGAAAUUCGAACGCUCGAGGGAAAACUUAUCAAAUUAUAUUCAAAGCAACUUGUAACCAAAGCCAAAUUGGCUUUAGAAGAAUCAUUGCCUGCAGAAAUGAAACAAUAUCCAUCUUUGCAACAGUGGUUAAGAGUAGUGGGUCUUACUCAAGAAUCUAUUCAGAUGAUUUGUUCUAAAGCCACUUCACUUGAAGCUCUUAAAGAAAAAUCUGAACACGAGUUAGGUAGUAUGUUGGGAGAAAAUAAUAUAAAACACGAGGAAGAAUUACGUAGAUUGUGCAGGGCAUUACACAAUCUUCGUCGAUAUAUGGAUGUUCUACUAAAAGGUGAUAUGGAUAACAGUGAUAUGAAUUUAUAUUGGGAUUCUUGGGAUAGACAUCAUUUACGUACUGGAACAUCUCCCAGACCAGCAAGAUCACGUACAACAAGAUGCUCUGUUCCUUCAGAAGACAGCAUUCCAUAUCAUAAUAACAAUAAUCUUAACAGUGAUGUAUUAGCACAAGCUUCUUCCAUUACAUCUUUAUCGUCAACUAGUCCUCCUUCCACUCCUCUUUUACAAAGGCCAGGACGUGGAAUUAAAUUUCCAACGACUCCUCCUCCUUAUAAAAAACAUCAAAUAGGUUUACAAAAUACAAUAUCACAACCAGAAGUGUUUCCUUUAACUAAGUCAAAGUCUCAUGAAUCACAAUUAGCAAACCGUCUUGAAAAUGGAGAUACAGCUUUAAGUUGUGGAAAUGAUCUUGGUUCUGUUGGGAGAAGAAAUCGUUUGCCUACCGAAUCAGGGUCUUGCAGUAGUAAUGCAGACAUUACAGGGGAAAGUCUCUUACCGAAUAGUAAUAGUCCUGUUAAGUCUCCACCUUAUUCUAGCGCAGAAAGCGACGACAACAGUUUUAAGGGAACAGUAACAAGUCUUCAAGUGCCAAAGUCACCUCGUACUCCGACCGUAACCCGAGGAAUGGGCCAUAUAAUUGCUCACCGCUUUACCAAAACGUUUAAAAUGAUGACAACCUGCGACUAUUGCGACAAGCAGAUGUUUAUAGGCACUGGUUUGAAAUGCAAAGAAUGUAAAUACAAGUGUCAUCGAGAUUGCGAAUCCAAAGUACCACCUUCUUGUGGCCUACCUCAGGAACUCUUUGACGAGUUUAAAAGAACUGUACAAGGUGACGGUAUGGUGAAUGUUUCUCCGAUAUUAAGUAAGCCUGGUAUUACAUCUCCCAAUCACCAUAAUUCAAAUUUAUUAAGCUCUUUAAAUCGAAGAGAUCGAAAACGAUCGCAUCCACAUUCUUCUAUGAAUAUACCUUUUCAGGGCGCAGAUUCUAGUUCAAAUACCUCAAGCUGUAACAGCUCAACGCCUUCUAGUCCAGCUUUGCUACCUGCCAAUACUAGCCAAACCCCACAGGCACCUGCCAAACAGUUCCAUUUUCCAGAUGUUGUGCUCAAUGAAAAAGGAGGUGUCACAUUAGAAACUCAUCGACUCGAAGGUACAACUAUGUCAAGUGAUAGCGAAAGAACUGUGAGCGUUUCAGGAUCUGGCAGUGUCAGCACAGAUUCGGAGCGAACACCUGUUAGAGUUGAUUCACAAGAUUCUCAAGUUUCUGACGGAGAGCCAGGAGAUAGUCGCUGGCCACGACAAAAUAGUGAUAUCCUAAUGCUUUGCUGGUCAUAUCAUGCAGAAAAUCGGCCCGACUUUGCAAAAUUGUUAACUACUUUGGAAAAGCUGCCUCGCAAAAGGUUAGCACGUAGUCCUUCUCAUCCUAUACAUCUUUCUCGUUCUGCAGAAUCCGUGUUUUGA
Heterotrigona itama is the source of this 1926-nucleotide messenger RNA. NCBI's taxonomy places the organism in Eukaryota, Metazoa, Arthropoda, Insecta, Hymenoptera, Apidae. The record is from the annotation of a GenBank genome assembly.